UAAUUGUUCAAGGUCUGCCUAGCCAACUCACCUGUAACAGCGUUGUUUCAUAUUUACAGAAUCCUGUCGUAAAUUAAACAUAACAUGUCUGAAAAACCAACGGAAUCGGACCAUUUUAAAGGAUGGCUGUGGAAAUGGACCAACUAUAUAAAGGGAUAUCAGCGGAGGUGGUUUGUUUUGUCAAAUGGAUUAUUAUCAUAUUAUAGAUCGCAAGCAGAAAUGGCGCAUACUUGCAGAGGUACCAUUAACUUAGCAGGCUCGUUUAUUGUAACUGAGGAUUCCCAUAAUUUCAUGAUAUCUAAUGGAGGAGCUCAAACGUUCCACCUAAAAGCAAGCAGUGAAGUCGAGAGGCAAAGAUGGAUUACCGCGUUAGAGUUGGCCAAAGUUAAAGCAACGCGUCUUGCGGAAAGCGAUGAUUCAUCCGAUGAGGAUAGUCUUGUUAUUGUCGAAAAUCCUGGCCCUUCUGAUUCAUUGUUACAGUCUGAAAUGGAAAAGAACGACCUGCGCAUUACUUUGAGAUCUUUAGUUGGGAAGCUAGAUGAUUUAGAAACUUGUAAUGACUUAAUUUCAAAGCACGGCGGGGCACUUCAAAGAGCAUUAUCCGAUCUAGAGAGCUUGGAAAAUAACCUUAUUAGUCAAAACGAUUCUUCUACCUUGUCAAGUCGAAUUAAAACUGUUAAUGAAAGAGCGACUUUGUUUCGUAUUACAUCAACAGCUAUGAUUAAUGCUUGUUCAGAUUUCUUACAACUUGCCCAAACUCAAGGCAAGCGUUGGCACAAGUCUAUUGUUCAUGAGCGAGAACAGCGUUUGCGGCUUGAAGAAACAGUUGAGACACUUGCUAAACAACAUAAUACUUUAGAACGUGCUCUACAUGCUGGUACAGGACCUCCAAGACCCGACCCUGGGAGCAAUGAUAAAGAUAACAAGUCAAAGCAAUCUGACGAAGCCGCCUCUGAUGACGAAGAUGAAUUUGUUGAUGCUUCGGAUAAAGGAUUUACAACUGAGUUUGUAAAAGAACAUAGGAAAACCCCAAGCACUGCAUCCAGUUCUUCUAUAGAGCAGAAUGGCUCUUCUAUUGCCCCAGUUGCAUCUGAUGAACAAGACAAGAUUCCUGGGAUGAAUGUGGAAAAACGAGUGAGAAGAAAGCGCAUUAAGGAUAAACCUAACUACAGUGUUAAUCUGUGGAGCAUUAUGAAAAAUUGUAUAGGGAAAGAUUUGUCCAAAAUACCAAUGCCGAUAAACUUCAAUGAGCCUCUCUCAAUGCUACAACGUUUGGGGGAAGAUUUAGAGUAUUCAAGCAUCUUGGAUCGAGCGGAAAAAUGCUCAACUUCUCAGGAGCAAAUGGCUCAUGUAGUUGCCUUUUCCGUGUCCAUGUAUUCAACUACUUUGUACAGAACUGGGAAGCCUUUUAAUCCACUAUUGGGGGAAACUUAUGAGUUGGACAGAAGAGAUGAUCUUGGAUUUCGAGUAAUUUGUGAGCAGGUUAGCCAUCAUCCCCCAGCUGCUGCAAUGCAUGUGGAUUCUGUGAAUAAAAGUCAAAGUUCUGGGUGGUCUUAUUGGGAAGAAAUCACCUUAGUCAGCAAAUUUCGCGGAAAGUAUUUAAACGUCACCCCAACAGGAGUUGUUCAUCUUAAAUUUCAUAAAAGCGGGAAUUACUACACUUGGAGAAAAGUUACCACCACUGUGCAUAAUAUUAUUGUGGGGAAGCUCUGGGUGGAUCAGUCUGGUGAUGCUGAGGUGGUGAACCAUACUACUGGUGAUAGGUGUAAGCAUAAGUAUUUUCCCUACAGUUACUUUUCAAGGGAAACCCCACGGAAAGUAUCAGGUGUGGUGGUUGAUGCGAAAGGGUUGGCUCAUUACGUGGUGUCUGGUACGUGGGAUGCACAGAUGGAUUGUGCUAAGAUUGUAACGGUAAACAAUGCAAAUAAGUCCAAGCCACUGUAUAAGACGCUCCCUUCCAAAAAGCUUUGGCAGACACAUCCUUUACCUGUUGGCGCAGAGAAAAUGUACUUCUUCACUGAUCUAGCUGUAACUUUAAAUGAGCAGGAACCAGAUGUUGCUCCAACUGAUUCGAGAUUGCGGCCGGAUCAAAGAACAAUGGAAGAAGGGAAUUGGGAUCUUGCAAAUGACCUUAAACAGAGAUUGGAGGACGCACAGAGAGGAAGAAGGAGGAGAAGAGAGGCGGAAACUGCUGCCAAGAAAGCUAUGGGACAAGAAGUUGAACCUUACAAACCUGUGUGGUUUGAACCUAAGAAAUGUCCUUUUACUGGUGAAAUAACGCAUGUGUUUAAGAAUACAUACUGGGAUAGGAAAGAAGCCAAGGAUUGGUCUGAUUGCCCAACUAUAUUCGAGCUACCACAAAAUGACUCUGAUGAACAAUCUGAAACCGGUAACAAUACUCCCUAAAUUAAAUGUUUGUGGGAAUUAGUGCAAUAAUGGUGAAAAGUAUAUUUUAUAUUGUUUUGAGUAAAAAAUUGCCAGUGAAAACAAUUAUUUACCCUUUGCCAUAGUUUGAAACAAAAGUUUUUACAAAAUGAUGGCUGGCAUAAGGUAGGCUAUUAAUUCUUUAUCAGAAUUAGGAUAAAAGCGAGUGCAAUACAUAAUCCUCUUUUUAAAUGCUUAUAAACUAAUUGAUCAGCCAAGUAUUGUUUAGAAGAAUUGAUUACACCAAACAAGUUUUUCCCUCCUUCAUGUAUAUCACUGUCUUCUGUUGUAAAAAUCUUGCCUUGUAAUACAUUUGAUUCAACAAAAUAAUUUAUUUCGAUAACAGUUAAUUUGGGUUUAUGGUCUAAGUGAUUGAAAGUGUGAAACAUUUUUAAGCAGAAGUCAAAGUUAUCCUACAAACUAUUCUGUGAUUCUAUAUUUGGUUAUUAAACCACUAAUGUCUUGACAGUGGUUAGUAGGCAUCUGAAAAACUGUUUCAAUAAAAUAUUCAUUUUGCUUUAGGCUAAAAUGCUAUCUCAAUUUGCAAAUAAUUGAUUCUAUAUUCAUUUCUAAAAUUUGUAUGACAUAGUCAUUGUUCAAAUCAGAGCUUUAAUUUUAUAAGAUCCCUUUUCUGUUGUAAUAUAAACUUUAAUUUAGAUUUUACAUCUAAAUGCUCAACCAGCAUGCUGAAAAGUAUAUAUCACUUCAACUGUGUUACAUGUUAAAUGUACAACUUGUGAACAUUUAAUUCUAUUCCAAAUGUACCAUUAUAUGGCACUCAUGAUUAAACUUUUGUGGCUCUUAUUUCCCCUUAUCGUACUCUUUCCUUGCUGUGUGUGUACAAAUGGCAUCUAUUUAAAUCGCAGCAGUUAAAAUUUGUAUUCAAAUCUUGUUUGGUGUAGAGUACCCUGCAAUUGUUCAUAUUUUGGUGGAAAGAAUGCAGUUAUAUAUUCAAUUGUCAAAUUUAAUCCUGUUGCCACUAAAUUGUUCUAUCACUAAGUUUAAUUGUGUAAGCCAGCAUAGGCGCCAAACCUGGGGUGGCAAGGUGGGCAGGUUUACCCUGGAAUUUUGUGCAAUGCAUUUAUCAGUAAACAGUUAAACCGAAUUUGUUCUUUAGAAAUGCUCAUCCUACUCCCUGUCACCCCCGCAUUUUUAAAAGUUUGGCGUCUAUGUAAGCCAGUAAUAUUUCAUUGAUUCUUGUACUUGCUCUAAAAGACUUUAGAAAAUAUUUUGCUUCAUCAUUAUGGAAAUACCCUAUGCUGUGUUUAGUAGCAUGCAAACUUAUUAUCGGUUGGGUUUUUCUUUAUGCUUCAAAUUCUAG
Molecule: messenger RNA, 3745 nt
Organism: Ciona intestinalis (vase tunicate)
Lineage: Eukaryota; Metazoa; Chordata; Ascidiacea; Phlebobranchia; Cionidae
Product: oxysterol-binding protein 1
Cellular component (GO): plasma membrane; cytosol; perinuclear endoplasmic reticulum
Molecular function (GO): sterol binding
Source: RefSeq, a predicted model, not a curated record